Cuscuta epithymum is the source of this 8383-nucleotide messenger RNA. Lineage: Eukaryota; Viridiplantae; Streptophyta; Magnoliopsida; Solanales; Convolvulaceae. The record is from the annotation of a GenBank genome assembly.
AUUUACAAGAGCAUAUCAAAAUCUUUUUAUCUAUUAUCAUAGUCUUAAGUUUGAAAUAUUGUAGCAAGUGUGCUUACAUUUAUACACACAUAUAUGAGUUAGUGUGGUAAAUAACUAAUACAGUCUCACAAAGUGUUUCUAUAUGAGUAAAGAAAUGUACACUUUUGUUUCUGAAAAGACUCAUAUGAGACCAUAAAUUAAUGCACAAAUAAAAUAUAGGCUACAAUUGAUAUUGUUGGGAUAUAUUAUCCCGGCCUAUUACUGUUCAGGAGUCCAAGACAUUAUCCAGUACGGAGCCCGAGCAGUUAGGCCCAUUUCAGCCCGUCCGGCCCACUUUGGCCAUUAGGCCCGACAUCGGCCCGUUUGGCCCAUUAGGGUGGAGUACUUCCCUCACCCCUUUCCCUAUUUAUAGGAGGCUUUCCCUCCAUGUAAAGGAUCCUUUUUUAGCUUCACCUCUCUCAUUCUUUUAGACUUAAGCUCAAUACUCCAUUAAUGGGAGCUUGUACAAUGUAAUUGUGAGGAGAGUCCUAAUGAGAAAGAAAGGGCUUGGACAUUAGCCUAAAAAGUCCCGUGGUUUUCUCCCUUUCAGGUUUCCACGUAAAAACUGAGUGUUCAUACAUAUAUUUACUAUAUCGUGUUGGAUUAAACUCAACAUUGGCGCCGUCUGUGGAAAUCUGUCCAAAAAGAUUCAUGUGUUCUACACAAAAAUUCAUACGAAGUGGACUGAUUUCACCAAAAAAGAAGAAAAAAUCUAGGAAGGAUUCUGGGAAGGGAGAAACGAGGAAGCAACGAAAUAUGGGAAGUCCAGAUCUGGAUUUUUCCCAAAUCUGUUUUUGAGGUCGCCUGAGCCGCCGCCUCCUCCGGCAUGGAACCUCCGAUGUGUCUGCCGGCACCAGGCGGAACUCGCUGCAGCGUCCAAGAUUUCGCCGUCCCGGUCCAGUUAAAACUCCGUCUACAACACGGUUGCUUGUCGCCGGUAGCUGUUUCUGCCUCCCGAGCCGCCGCCCGUCUUCAGCGGACCACCGCGUGCCGCUUCUCCCCUGGUCGGUCUCUUCUCGGGCACCAGAGUCCCUGCCGACGUGACCUGAGGGUUCUACGAGUUGAGAGCUUCAUGAUUUCGGCCAUUAAUGGUGGUUGCGAGUUCAGAAGAGGUAUAUCCAGUAACCCAGUUGAGCUUCCACCGGAAGACUGGUUUUCCGGCCACGCUUGCUCGGCUGUGCCGCCCUUGAUGAGUAGCCGGCGAGGAUAGUCUGGCCUUGGGUCGAUGAGCAGAUGCCCCUGUUAGUCUCCCUGAGAUACGGAGUACCAUUCAGAUUACCUUGGUUCUAAGCAGACCACGUCUGCGUGUCUGAGGCCAAACAAUGGAGGGCCACCUUACUUGGGGGAAUUUUGACCAAGUCACGAUGUGGUGGGGAGGCUCAAUUUGACUAGGUCAGGGCUAAUAAUCUGGCCGAACCUACUCCUCAAGAGAGCUAAGUAUCUACACUUAAUUGCUUGCUCUCAAAAUUGAUACAUUUAAGGCAAAAUUGUCCUAAAUAGGACUAAAUUAUUGUUAAAAUUCCAAAAUAGGAGUAGACUUAAUUUUAUUCCCUAUAUAGGACCCUUUUCCCAAUUUGACCCUCUAAUUCAUUUCAACCCUGCGCAACUCAUAAGCUUCGUCUACGCCCAAGGGUCGCAUCUUCUACACAUAGCAGGGCUUCAACUGCCAGAGGGGGCGGGCAGCAACAGCGGCACCGAGUGCCGGCAAGUAGCGCCGGCGAGCGCCGGCGAGUGCCGAUGAGCAGCGGCAACGACUGUAUGUGGUCUGUCUCUUCCUUUGCUUCCUCUAUUUCUUCAAUUUUUUUCCGAUUGAAUCUGGUGCGGUUGUGGUGGUGCCAAGCUGCGUGGUCUUCUUCUCUCUUCUUUUCCGUCGAUCUGCAACAUCCUUGUUGCCUCUUUGCUUCUUCUUUUGUUUUAUACGAAUUUCUGUGAGCUUUGCAUCUUUUUUUUCUCGGUUUUGGUUUGUACUAGCUUGCUGCCUCUACGUUUGUCAAUAAGAUUUGAAAGUAAACUGGUGUGGUUUACUUCAUUUUUACAUUGCCAAUUUUUCGUUUAAAUGCCUUCAAAAUGGCAUUCUUAUUCUUUAAAAAUUUAAUAAUUUUCUUUGAAAAUGUCAUUAAAAUGGCAUUUUCAAUUCAUGUUGGCAUUUUGAUAAAAAAAAAGUUGGCAUCAGUGGUGGCAUCAGUCAGAUUUGCCAUAGCGACGGCCGGAUCUGUGAUGGCGGCGUUUGGAUCUGCAGUGGCGGCAAUUGGCGGUCGGCGGAGGUAAGAUCUAACUCGAUUUAGAGAGGCGGCGGCCUGAUCUACGGCGGCAACGGUCAGAUCUGCAUAGGCGGCCAGCGGCGGCGGCUAGUUUUGAGGUUACGGCGGCGACCGACGGCGGAGGUCGGCGGUUACCGGCGGUGGCCGGUCCGGUAUUCUGUAGGUGUCAGUCUGUUUUGUCAAAUUCUGGGGUACUUCUGUCCAUCUACAAAUAAUAAGUCCUAUUUAGGGAACUUUUAAACUUUAGUCUUAUUUUGGCAAUUAGGAAUUUAAUUACUCCCAUUUAGGUAAAUCACUCUACAUUUAACGUUGCAUGCUAUAGGGUAGUACGAAUUAACUAGUGCCAUUAGUUAAAUUAUUCUAUCACCAUUAUUUAUUAGGGGUUAAAAUGCCCCGAAAUUAAAUAAUGCCGAGCGACGCUCUAGUGAAAAUUAGUUUCACCGUCAUUUUAAUUUAAUGACUGGUUGUUGUGGGCCCGUCGGCCCGCUCCUGAUCGGCUUUAAUUAGCGAACGGAGUAUACUUGAAUGGCCUCUGAUAGGAAAGUAUCAUUGCUAUUACCGGUUAUAUCACUAUUAUUUAUUGGGGAUAAAAUGUCCCGAAUUAAAUAAUGCGGAGCGAAGCUCAAGUGAUGGUUAGUUCAGCUAACAUUUCAUUAAGUAUUUAAUUUUUUGUGGGGCCUGUUGGCCCACUCUCGAUCAGCUUGAUUAAGUGAUCCGAGCGUCCCCGGAAGGGCGAUGCCCCGACGACGCAUUUUAGUUUGAGGGGUGCGCAUUAGUCCGCAUGGCACUACGUGCCCGAUCGACGAUCAUACCCCAGUGUAAUCCGCGCCGCUAGGCGCGAAGUGACUAUUGCCAAACGUGGCCUAUGGGGCCCGAGGGCACCAAAGCACUCAACCUCGUUUUUCCGAGGGCAGUGCGACUAACUUGGGUCUGAGUUGAAAACUCACAGACCGGUGAAUAUCUCUAUGUGACGUUCGGCGGGCUGCUAAUUGGCCCCGCCGCGAGCUGCUACGUCCAUUAACCCCGCACGAUGAGCCGGGCCGAGGGUCACGAUAACCCAUAGGCCGGUAAUCGUAGGUGUUAGAGAGAAAGCCACACAGAUGGCUAUGUAUAUAUACUGUCGGGCCGUGCGGCCCGUUAUCAUGCAACAGCUUCUGCUUUUAAAAAAGUGCUUUUUUAAAUGAAAUGAGGAAAAGUGAUUAAAUAAAAGUUGAUAGUGUUUGAGAAAAAAGUGAUUUUGAAAAGUAAAAGUGGGUAGUGUUUGGUAAAAUAAGUGUUUUUUGUGUAAUAGAAAAAGUAAAAGCACUUUUGACGCGGAAGUCGAGAAAAAUAAAAGUUGUAGUGUUUGGGAAAAUAAGUGCUUUUUUAAAGCCAAAAGCUGAGAAGUGCUUUUUUAAAAGCAAUUGCAAACCAACCCUUAUUGCGCAGCUGAAGCUGCUCGACACGCUCGAGCGAAAUGAUUAAAAGACGCUCGGCCCGAGUCUUGAAGACGUUCAGGGCCAGCUAAAGAGGAGACCAUCACGGCUGAGAGCCGAGAGACGAGCAUCUCCACCUCAGAGACCGAUGGCCUAGGAAGAACACCUAGAGGCCGAGGGUCUAGAGGGAACUGCCACGACGAAGAACCGUGAGACGAUCAUCCAUCAUCCAGAGGCCGAAGGCCUAGAGGAGACCACCGCGGCCGAGGGCCAACUGACACAAUCAUAUCACGACCGGCCUCUCGGCACGGCGUGAUUAUCAUCUUCUGAAGACCGGUAUCAUCCCCGCGCUGCGCGGAUGAGAUCCAUUGCAUGGGUACACUUGAUCGGCCUCUCAUUGCCGACAUCAUUAUAUCACGACCGGCCUCUCGGCACGGCGUGUUUAUCUUUUGAAGACCGGCCUCGUCCCCGCACUGCGCGGACGAGGACCGUUGCUUGGAUUUCAGGUCGGCCUAUCAUUACCGACAUCAUUAUAUCAUGACCGGCCUCUCGGCACGGCAUGAUUAUCUUAUUUGAAGACCGGCUUCAUCCCCGCUCCUCGCGGAUGACAGCCGUUGCUUGUUUUCUCAGAUCGGCCUCUCAUUGCCGACAUCACUAUAUCACGACCGGCCUCUCGGAUCGGCGUGCUUAUCUUUUGAAGACUGGCCUCGUCCCCGCGCUGCGCGGACGAAGACCGUUGCUGGAUUUCUUUCAGGUCGGCCUCUCAUCGCCGACAUCAUUAUAUCACGACCGGCCUCUCGGACCGGCGCGAUUAUCAUAUUCGAAGACCGGCCUCGUCCCCGCCACCUUGCGGACGAGGACCGUUGCUUGACCAUAUCUUGAUUGGCAUCUCAUUGCCGACAUUAUCAUACCACGACCGGCCCCUCGGCUCGGCGUGUUCAUCUUUUGAAGACCGGCCUCGUCCCCACACCUCGCGGACGAGGACCGCUGCUUGGUUCUUUCAGGUCGGCCUGUCAUUGCCGACACCAUUAUAUCACGACCGGCCUCCCGGCUCGGCGUGCUUUCCAUAUUUGAAGACCGGCCUCAUCCCCGCUCCUCGCGGAUGAGGGCCGUUGCUUGAUUCUUUCAGGUCGGCCCCUCAUUGCCGACACUAUCACAUCAUGUUCGGCCUCUCGGCACGACAUAUUUAUCUUUUGAAGACCGGUUUCAUCCCCGCGCUGCGUGGAUGAGAGCCGUUGCACGGAUAUAUCGGCCUGACCGGACACUAUUGCCAUCUCCUUAUCAGGACCGACUGCUCAGCGACAUUAUGAUCAUUGUUUGUCGGCUCCCAAUGCCAACCUUUUCUUGAGUUAGCGAUCGGACUCACCCCUCCCCUCCAGGAGGGUGACCAUCGCCUUCGCAUGACGACCAGCUAUUCUAUCGUCUUGUCAUUAUAUUCGUUCGCCAUGCCACCACCAUUAUGUGUGACAUCCCGUGAUCCCUGCGAGUUUCUUGGAUACCGAAUGUCUUCUUCGAUGUAGGAAGAUCGGUAGGACCACGGACCAGGGACGGAAAAAGAAGAGCUAGGGAAUCUCGAUGUAGAUAAACCUGUUCCUCCUUGCGAGUUUCGCGGAUACCGAACGUCUCUUCGAAGCAAGAGCGCCGGUAGGACCAAGAACCAAGGACGAACGAAGAAUAUAGAUUGCCUCCCUCAAAAAAAAAAUGGGGAGAAGAGGAGGGGAGCUCCUACGUGGAAGGGAAUCUUGUCGGGCGUGCCAGAUCUUCUCCCACCGCCGAAGACGAACGCCUCUCGAUGUAGAGGUUAGUAGAGACGCGGAGGGGGCUAGACGAACCAAGGGAGCUUUGCCAGGAUAAACCUGUUUAUCCCACAAUGACCAUGGAUCGAUGGACGUGGGAUAACAAAGCCGGGAACCCGUGAGGGUAAACCAGUUCGUCCCUGCGAGUUCCUUGGAUACCGAACGUCCUCUUCGAAGCAAGAGACGUCGGUAGGACUAAAAGGACCACGGACGAACGAAAAAGGGGGAAUCUCGAUGUAGAUAAACCUGUUCCUCCUUGCGAGUUUCGAGGAUACCGGACAUCCUUCGAAGUAAGGACGCCGGUAGGACCAAGAACCAAGGACGAACGAAGACUAAAAGACUCCAAAAAAAAAAAAAGAUGCCAGAAGAGCACGGAGCAAAGAAUGAUUUUAUCCCUCGGCGCUAUUGGCCGGGAAGUACAAACUGAAAAAAAUAUAUAAAGAAUAAUUACAAAACUUAAGUACGAAGAAUGAAGUGGCUGACGACGAUCGGCUAACAUCAGGCUUCUUUUGCCUUGAACGACGAAUACCAGCUCCCCAGAUCAGACAGAGGGACGACGCCCAGGUCCACCCUUCCUCCCAGGAUGAAGUCCUGACAGACGAUCGGCUUCUCAUAGCCAGCCAAGACGGACCGCGCCUAGAUUUCACGGUUCGGCUCGCCCAUUCCCUCCAGGAUGGCGACGACCGUCUUAUGCAGCACGAUCGGUUUCUCAGCGCCAUCGUGUCUCUUUCACGUUCGGAUCGCCCCAUUCCCUCCAGGAUGGCGACGAACGUCUUAUGCAGUGCGAUCGGCCCCUCAGCGCCAUCGUACCUGGCUUCACGGUUCGGCUCGCCCAUUCCCUCCAGGAUGGCGACGACCGUCUUAUGCAGCACGAUCGGCUUCUCAGCGCCACGUGUCUGGCUCACGUUAGGGUCGCCCAUCCCUUCCAGGAUGGCGACGAACGUCUCUUAUGCAGCACGAUCAGCGCCCCAGCGCCAUCGUGUCUGGCUCACGUUAGGGUCGCCCAUCCCUUCCAGGAUGGCGACGAACGUCUCUUAUGCAGCACGAUCAGUGCCCCAGCGCCAUCGUGUCUGGCUCACGUUAGGGUCGCCCAUCCCUUCCAGGAUGGCGACGAACGUCUCUUAUGCAGCACGAUCAGCGCCCCAGCGCCACCGUGUCUGGCUCACGUUAGGGUCGCCCAUCCCUUCCAGGAUGGCAACGAACGUCUCUUAUGCAGCACGAUCAGCGCCCCAGCGCCAUCGUGUCUGGCUCACGUUAGGGUCGCCCAUCCCUUCCAGGAUGGCGACGAACGUCUCUUAUGCAGCACGAUCAGCGCCCCAGCGCCAUCGUGUCUGGCUCACGUUAGGGUCGCCCAUCCCUUCCAGGAUGGCGACGAACGUCUCUUAUGCAGCACGAUCAGUGCCCCAGCGCCAUCGUGUCUGGCUCACGUUAGGGUCGCCCAUCCCUUUCAGGAUGGCGACGAACGUCUCUUAUGCAGCACGAUCAGCGCCCCAGCGCCAUCGUGUCUGGCUCACGUUAGGGUCGCCCAUCCCUUUCAGGAUGGCGACGAACGUCUCUUAUGCAGCACGAUCAGCGCCCCAGCGCCAUCGUGUCUGGCUCACGUUAGGGUCGCCCAUCCCUUUCAGGAUGGCGACGAACGUCUCUUAUGCAGCACGAUCAGCGCCCCAGCGCCAUCGUGUCUAGCUCACGUUAGGGUCGCCCAUCCCUUUCAGGAUGGCGACGAACGUCUCUUAUGCAGCACGAUCAGCGCCCCAACGCCAUCGUGUCUGGCUCACGUUAGGGUCGCCCAUCCCUUUCAGGAUGGCGACGAACGUCUCUUAUGUAGCACAAUUGGCCCCUCGGCGGCAUCAUGUCUAGUCCAUCUUCGGCUCCGCUCAUGCCAUCCCGGAUGGGGGACCCGUCUUGUGCAGCACGUCUGCCUCUCGGCGCUGACAUGCUCGAGUUCUCGUUGAGAGCUACCGCUCCUAUCACAUCUCGCAUUCCCUCUCUCAUACAUUGCACCCAUACAUUACAUGCAUUCAUGCAUCAUACCUCAUACAUUCAUACAUACACACGUGCAUCGUGUCUUGACAGUACCGCGACGUCGGUUUAUAGAUGCAUGGACCUCUAAGCUUCUCCGAUUGGAAAGCUCGAGUCAGAGUGCUUUACUCCCGCCUGAUGCAUUCAGGGGGAGUGUGCCCGUGAAGGAGCACCCUUCGCCCGACCCUGUCGGAAAGGGGGGUGCCUCACUGGUAGAUUACGUUCAGGAGUGCAGACACUCACUCAUAUAUUAUGAUUAUGUGAAGACACAGUUUCCAGCAAGACAGAGGAAGAGCGCAGGCAGAGUAUAUUUUCUCAAGCAGAUUCGCGAGCUCACUACUCAAGAAACUGGGGGACUUGUGUUGGGAUAUAUUAUCCCGGCCUAUUACUGUUCAGGAGCCCAAGACAUUAUCCAGUACGGAGCCCGAGCAGCUAGGCCCAUUUCGGCCCGUCCGGCCCACUUUGGCCAUUAGGCCCGACAUCGGCCCGUUUGGCCCAUUAGGGUGGAGUACUUCCCUCACCCCUUUCCCUAUUUAUAGGAGGCUUUCCCUCCAUGUAAAGGAUCCUUUUUUAGCUUCACCUCCCUCAUUCUUUUAGACUUAGCUCAAUACUCCAUUAAUGGGAGCUUGUACAAUGUAAUUGUGAGGAGAGUCCUAAUGAGAAAGAGAGGGCUUGGACAUUAGCCUAAAAAGUCCCGUGGUUUUCUCCCUUUCGGGUUUCCACGUAAAAACUGAGUGUUCAUACAUAUAUUUACUAUAUCGUGUUGGAUUAAACUCAACAGAUAUAAAAAAUGUUGCAAAAAGGCAUAUGGGCAACAUAGAGAUCGAUGCAACAUCCAACCACAUCUAACAAA